Molecule: messenger RNA, 3625 nt
Organism: Periophthalmus magnuspinnatus
Lineage: Eukaryota; Metazoa; Chordata; Actinopteri; Gobiiformes; Gobiidae
Gene: traf7
Product: TNF receptor-associated factor 7
Exons: 22
Coding region: 221-2167 (648 amino acids)
Biological process (GO): ribosomal large subunit assembly; Notch signaling pathway
Cellular component (GO): nucleolus
Molecular function (GO): protein binding; zinc ion binding
Source: RefSeq, a predicted model, not a curated record
GCGUGAUUUUCGCUGUGUCUGUAUGUGAAACCGUGCGAGAGAGGGGCUACAGAAAAGAUUUAGGAAUCCGUCUGCUGGGUUAAAGCUGUGCUGCUGCCUAAAUAAUGGCCUAGUGCUUUGACACAUGCCUGGACUGGACUGUGGUUAAAGACGUCACACCUGCCCCCGCACCUGACCUGCCCUGUCAACAGCUUCAGCUGACUCUUGCAGCUUGAGCAGGAUGGAGGCCUCCUUUGGGCCGACCUUCUCAUCUGUGGCCACUGGAGCUAAAGCUGAAGGAAACAGCAGCUUUAAGCAGCACAGAAGGACCCCCUCUUCCUCCAGCACUCUGACUUACUCGCCACGCGAUGAUGACGAUGGCAUGCCCCCUAUCGGCACUCCUCGACGAUCUGACUCAGCCAUCUCCGUGCGGUCGCUCCACUCUGAGUCCAAUAUGUCUCUGCGCUCCACCUUCUCUCUGCAUGAGGAGGAAGAGGACACGGAACCACAAGUGUUUGCUGAGCCUCCUUCAGUCAAACUAUGUUGCCAGUUGUGUUGCAAUGUCUUCAAGGACCCAGUCAUCACAACCUGUGGGCAUACCUUCUGCAGACGAUGUGCCUUGACUUCAGACAAGUGCCCAGUGGACGCGGCUAAGCUAACCGUGGUGGUGAACAACAUUGCAGUGGCAGAGCAGAUCGGGGAACUGUUCAUUCACUGUAAAUAUGGCUGCAGAGCAACAGGCAGCACAGCCGGACCUGUUGCCGGGAAACCUACUGGAGCCUUUGAGGUGGACCCCCUGGGCUGUCCAUUCACUAUCAAACUGACAACACGCAAAGAACAUGAGUCCAGUUGUGACUACCGGCCGGUGCGCUGUCCCAACAACCCGUCGUGCCCCCCUCUGCUCACCAUGAACCUGGAGGCCCACCUCAAAGAGUGUGAGCACAUCAAAUGCCCCCACUCCAAAUAUGGCUGCACGUUCAUUGGGAACCAGGACACCUAUGAAACCCACCUGGAGGUAUGCAAGUUUGAAGGACUAAAGGAGUUCCUGCAGCAGACAGAUGACAGGUUUCAUGAGAUGCAGUUGACCCUUGCUCAGAAGGAUCAGGACAUUGCCUUCCUGCGCUCCAUGCUGGGAAAACUGUCCGAGAAACUAGACCAGCUGGAGAAAAAUCUGGAGCUCAAGUUUGAUGUGUUGGACGAGAACCAGAGCAAGCUAAGUGAGGACCUGAUGGAGUUCCGCAGGGAUGCUUCCAUGCUCAAUGAUGAACUCUCCCACAUCAAUGCCAGACUUAAUAUGGGAAUACUGGGCUCAUAUGACCCUCAGCAAAUCUUCAAAUGUAAGGGUACAUUUGUGGGGCACCAGGGUCCAGUUUGGUGUCUUUGUGUCUACUCCACUGGAGACCUGCUCUUCUCAGGCUCCUCUGAUAAGACCAUCAAGGUCUGGGACACGUGCACGACUUACAAGUGUCAGAAAACUCUAGAGGGGCAUGAUGGCAUUGUGCUGGCUCUGUGCAUCCAGGGAAACCGCCUGUACAGUGGUUCCGCUGACUGCACCAUCAUUGUGUGGGACAUCCAGACUUUGCAGAAGGUGAACACUAUCCGCGCCCAUGACAACCCUGUGUGUACACUGGUUUCCUCUCACAACAUGCUGUUCAGCGGCUCACUCAAGGCCAUUAAGGUGUGGGACAUCGUGGUCACUGAGUUGAAGCUGAAGAAGGAGCUGACUGGUUUGAAUCACUGGGUCCGAGCUCUGGUGGCCUCACAGAACCAUCUGUACAGCGGCUCCUACCAGACUAUUAAGAUCUGGGACAUUCGCUCUCUGGAGUGUGUGCAUGUCCUCCAGACCAGCGGGGGCAGUGUCUACUCGAUUGCUGUCACCAACCACCACAUAGUCUGCGGCACCUACGAGAACCUCAUUCAUGUGUGGGACAUUGAGUCAAAAGAACAGGUGCGCACUCUGACGGGACAUGUGGGGACAGUGUACGCUCUGGCUGUCAUCUCCACUCCAGACCAGACCAAGGUCUUCAGUGCCUCCUAUGACCGCUCACUCAGGGUGUGGAGCAUGGACAACAUGAUCUGUACCCAGACUCUGCUUAGACACCAGGGCAGUGUCACAGCGCUGGCCGUCUCUAGGGGGCGCCUCUUCUCUGGAGCUGUGGACAGCACCGUAAAGGUCUGGACAUGUUAAGAAGUCUUUAUUUACAAUGGACCUUUUUAUCAAUACCGUCAGACUCUACAGGAUCUAGCGUCCUUUGACGGUUUUCCUGCAACACGUUCACUAUUUAUAGACAUAUUGACCCCAGAGACGAGAGGUCAGGACUGAGUGAGCCGUUACCAGUGCAUUACAGUAACAGAUAAACAGAUGAACUGCCUUACCUUACAGUAUCCUACACACUCCGCCUGAAGAAGACACUUGUGAAGAGAAAGAGUCUUUUAACUAAAAAUGUCUGAAGUUUCAGUACUGUAUGUUUAAAAACUGCUUUUAGAAUCAUUGAAGAGGACACUGCUCAUUUUAAAGAAAAUUGUUACAAAAUCUGAACAUUUAAAAGGUGUUGAAGGCAUGUCUAACUGUUUGGUUAUUUCAACUCCAUACCUUGUUAGAUUUGGGUUGAGAAUGUGGAAAUUGUUCAAACUAUUGACCACAACAUUUACACAUUUUGUUCUGAAAUUCAAAAUGUGUUAAUUAAGUCCAUUCACAUAGGAUCCCAUGAUGAAUAGGGUAAUCACCAUAUGUGUGGGUGGGACAUGGAGGGACGUGCUCGAGAAAUAUAGGCUAAUAUGAUUUUUUUGUUUUUAUUAAUCAUAACACACACACAGAUUGUAAUAGCAAUAAGUGCCAACAUAUUACAACCCUGAAUGCCAGUCCUCCCAAAAUUUCUGUGAGGAAAAAAUUAUUAUCAUGUAUGAAAUCUCACUUUAUAUAGUGGCAUCAAUAAAAAAGUGACAUUUUCUAAAGUAAGUGCGAUGAGGGACAGGGUACAGAACAACCAAAAGAGGGACAGGUAAGCACUGUAAUGUCAAGGUCUGGACUGGAGGUAAAGGCUGUAUCAGACUGAUGUGUAACUUUUAUUUGUGUCCAUCUGAUUCUUGUCAAAACAGUCUUUUUAAAAUUGUGAUCAAGAUUUUAUGCAGACGUCUUAUAUUUUGUACCAGUGCCACUAUAAAAAUGUAUAAAAUAUGUGUGUAUAACAAGAGACAGUGCUGAGUUUGGGCGGUUGCCAUGAUGAUGAUGAUGACUCACUCUGGCCUAUAUAUAUAUAUAUAUAUAUAUACACACACACAGCGGGACAGCGGACAGGCUCGGGCCCCUCAUCUUAAGAGUGCCAUAUAUGUGAAUGAGCACGGCCCACCACUCCCCUCUUCUGCUAGCCUGAUCUGAUGACUGUACACACACCUGCUACAUUUAACUUGUAAGUCUUUAACCAAUCAGCGACAAGCAGGAAGAGCCCAUAUUGGGUUGGACACGAGUGGAUCAGACGCUGCAGUGAAUUUGUAAAUUUAAACAUAGCUUUUUACUGAUGUUGAUGAUGUGGUAUAGAGUUUUGGUGCACUUUGAGUCAAUUCAUAGCUUUGCGGAGGUCACAGUACAAGUAUCAUGUGUAAACCUGAGUUAUGCUUUGGUCAAUAAAACUUUUACAGUUGUUAU